CGGAUUUCAUCCGGAAAGCCACAACAAAGAUGGCGGACCAACCUUUCCGUCAAAGACUUGAGCUCAGGUCACAUCCAAUCGGCUUGCGUUCUUCUCGAAAACAUGUCGCCCAUGAAGCUGUGUGUUCCAGGUGAUAGGCUAUGCAGCACAGAUGACUGUAUGCCCGGUACUGGGGUGUACCUACGACACGGCUACAUCUACUCCUCGCUAGCAGGCUACGUACUCAGGAAGAACGAAGGAGAGGAGCUACCAGUCAUCUCGGUGGUGAGAGAAACCGAGGCUCAGCUACUACCAGAUGUAGGAGCCAUAGUCACCUGUAAGGUGACCAGUAUCAACCCCAGGUUUGCCAAGGUCCACAUCCUCUACGUUGGUUCCACACCACUGAAGGACCGUUUUAGAGGAACCAUCAGGAAAGAAGAUGUACGAGCAACAGAAAAAGACAGGGUGGAGACGUAUAAAAGCUUCCGUCCUGGAGACAUCGUCCUGGCUAAAGUCAUCUCCCUGGGAGACGUCCAGUCCAACUACCUGUUGACCACAGCAGAGAACGAGCUGGGGGUGGUGGUAGCCCACAGUGAAGCAGGAGCCCAGAUGGUACCUAUCAGCUGGUGUGAGAUGCAGUGCCCGCGGACGCACGCCAAAGAGUUCCGCAAGGUGGCCAGGGUGCAACCUGAGUACCUGCAGGCCUGAGCAGGGACCAGCGGGCGGCGUGCACCCCUCACCUCUCCAGCCCCCCCGGCAGGGACCCCUUUCCCUUCCUCAAGGAACACACAGCUUCCCUAUCUCUGAGACAAACACAAUCACUCACACUUAGAUUGUAAACAAUGCAUUGUGAGUACAAAGGACCAAAAUAUUGUAGAGGUCAUGUACAGAUGCUUGGACAUGAGUCAUUGAUUUGACACACACCCACACAGAGCCUUAUGUUCAGGGGGGGAUACCUCAACACACACACAGAGCCUUAUGUUCAGGGGGGGAUACCUCGACACACACACACACACACAGAGCCUUAUGUUAAGGGGGAUACCUCAACAGUAGAUUCCUCCCUCUACAACCUACAGCAAGGCAGCAUUUUUUCCCCUCCUGGUUCUACAAGGCUACAGUAGAGGUGCAGGAUUUUGUUCCAACCCAGCACUAGGACACCUGAUUCAACUGAUCACUGGGGCCUUGAUUGGCUGAAUUAGUCUCGUUAGUGAUUGGCUGGAACAAAAGCCUGCACCCCAUGUAGCCCUUUAGAAGCAGGAAUAAAUAGCACUGAUCCGGGGUUACCUUCUGAUCCGGGGUAACCUUCUGAUCCCAUACCCUUCUCCCUGAAGUGUGCUCUCAUGUAUCCCCCAUGGAUUUACUAGCAUAUGUCUUCCACCAGACCUUUCCUUUUAAAUCCAUGAGAGGUAGUGAAUGAGUGCACACACCUGGGGAGACAGUCACCAGUAUAGACAGGCCCAAUUCCAAAUCGACCCUUAAACCCUACACGCUAGUGAGUAGGGCUUGAUUUGGGAUUGGGCCUCAGACGGCUUACACUUGGGAUGUUGAAGUAAAGCGCUGGAAUUGAAACUGUCAUUUUGUGGUGGCACCGUUUUUAAGACUCAUACGACCACGUGGUCCUUUCUGCACCAAGUCAGAGAAAUGGAGAUGGCUUGUUGGUUUCUCUAAGAGUUGUUUCUUCUGUCGUUUCAAAACAAUACUUGUUUCUUUGUCUCAUUUCUUCCUGUACUUGUCAGCAGAGGCACAUGUGUUUUUAAGAGUCAAAUAAAGUGCAUCAUGUAUGAACUACUCAA
Salmo salar (Atlantic salmon) is the source of this 1772-nucleotide messenger RNA. The record is from RefSeq and is a predicted model, not a curated record. Lineage: Eukaryota; Metazoa; Chordata; Actinopteri; Salmoniformes; Salmonidae.